GUCACUGACACCAUUAAAGCGGUGCCAGCCAAUCUCCAUCUAUCUGUUGCUUCAGUGUCGGUUCUUGAUUGGUUUGUAGUCUCUCUCUCUCUAUCUUUCCAAAAACAAUUUUCCUUUUCAUCUUUCUCUCUUCUGCAAAGAGAACUGCUCUUGAAAAUGGAGUUGGUUCCAUAUUCAAGUGAACCAAAACAAAAAACAAGCUCCACGACACUUCCAUGGCAAGACAUGUUCCGAUCUGCAUCUACAAGGAAGCCUUCCCCGGCACCAGGCCACGAGGACGCGCCCCCAAAUCAAUCCCACGCGCCACCCCAGGGGCAAAACCCCAGCGACCCAGAUCACAGGAGCAGCUUCUCCGGUGAUACCCAGGUACGGUUGGCUCUUUACAUAGCCAUGGCUCAUGCCGGCCUCGCCUUCACCAUAUUCAUUCUGUAUGCGAUUUGCAAGCUCUUGCAAGAGUAUCUCAGGCCAAUCCAGUGGGCAAUCUUGUGUUCGAUUCCAUUGAGAGGCAUACAAGAGACCCUUGUCAGAUUUUGGAGCGAACCGUUGAGACUCGGACUCACUGAAACUGUUCUUGCUGUCCCUGUUGCAGUCUUCAAAGCUUUUAUAGGUACACUCGUUGAUAUUAAGGAUGUUUGUUUGAGGAUGUUUCUUAAAAGACCAAAAUCCAAUCUUUCUAGGCGAACUAGAAGUGGAUUCCCAAUGUUAGUUAGGUGGUUAGUUGCUUUUGCCGUGUUUGUGAUUGCCUAUGAAAAAAUUGGCGGCGUUGGUUCAUUGGGGAUAAUUUUGUUUGGUUUUUUGAUUAGUACUAAGAACAUAGAUUACACAAUGUCUGCUGUUUCGUCGUUUAGGAGUAGCAGUUUCAGGAGAAGUGCAAUUAGUGCUUAUUUCACCCGUGGGAUAUUGAAAAGGUUGGAUACCAUCGUUGCUAUCGGACUUAUAAUCAGUAUGAUCUCGGGGUUUAUUGCCGGACCGAUGUUUUUCUCGUAUAAGAUCGGUGUAGAGGGGAAAGAUGCCGUGAUUUCGGUGAAGGCUCAUGUGGAAGAGAGUAACUAUGCUGAGAGGAUGGGUGUUAAGCAAUGGAUGGAAGAGAAUGAUGUCCCCGGAAUGGUGGAUAAGUACACUACACGGUUCUAUCAAACUGUUUCUGAGCAGAUGGAUAGUUUGGCAAUGCAGUAUAAUUUGACCGAGUUCGUCACCGGAAUUAAGCAUUUCGUUAUAACUUCGACCGCUAGUCCAUCGAUGCAGUCGACGACCUUGAUUGCCCCGUCUCCUUAUACGGAGAAGCUUUUGAGUUUGAAGAAGAGGGUUAGAGAUCGUGAAUGGGGACUGAUUUACACCGAAGUUGAUGCGAUUUUCAGGGAAUUGAUUAUCACUCGGGAGGAUUUGGUGGAGAAGGCUAAAGGGUUCGCGGUUAAAGGGGUCGAUGUAUCGCAACGGGUGUUAGCUAGCAGUGCGUCGGUUUUAGGCGGAGGCACGAAGAUCAUGUUCACCAUCGGCAAUUCCAUCAUCUAUGGUGCUGCUGAGGUCUUCAACUUUGUGUCUCAGUUGAUGGUGUUCUUUUGGGUACUAUAUUACCUUAUCACAUCAGAAUCCGGUGGUGUAACAGAGCAAGUAAUGUCUAUGAUUCCAAUAUCGAAAUCAGCUAGAAUCAGAUGCGUCGAAGUUCUCGAUGAUGCAAUUUCCGGUGUGCUUUUGGCGACAGCCGAGAUUGCGUUUUUUCAAGGAUGUCUCACAUGGCUUCUAUUUAGACUAUGCAACAUCCAUUUCGUGUACAUGUCGACAGUGCUGGCUUUCUUCAGCCCCUUGUUGCCUAUCUUUCCGCCUUGGUUCGCAACGAUCCCAGCAGCUGUAGAGCUACUGCUGGAAAGUCGCUACAUACUAGCGAUCGCCUUCUCCAUCGUUCACAUUCUACUUAUGGAUUACGGUGCCACCGAUAUUCAAGAGAGUAUACCCGGCUACAGCGCAUAUCUUACUGGGCUUAGCAUCAUCGGAGGGAUGACAUUGUUCUCUUCUGCAGUCGAGGGAGCGAUUAUGGGACCGUUGAUCACGACGGUUGUGAUCGCCUUGAAAGAUCUGUACGCCGAAUUCGUUCUUGGAGAAUCGAAGAAAAAGGACUAGAAGAGGAAGAAGUGAAGAACGCCAUCUCCUUCCACAGGUUUGCUUCCAUUGUAAACAGAGCUUAAUGAUGUAUAUGACAAUGACUUUUCCAAUUUUUUUUAUAAUUAUUUAUAGUAUUAUGACAAUGAUUUAUUCCAA
Messenger RNA from Hibiscus syriacus, 2256 nucleotides. RefSeq lists its product as uncharacterized. Lineage: Eukaryota; Viridiplantae; Streptophyta; Magnoliopsida; Malvales; Malvaceae. The record is from RefSeq and is a predicted model, not a curated record. Bases 157 to 2118 code for a protein of 653 amino acids. The transcript has 2 exons.